AUGACAGCUAUCCUUCUGGGGAUUGCUCAGCUCGGGCUUGUCCUCGGCCCAUUGAUUGGAGGGGCGCUAACGGAAUAUGUAUCAUGGCGAUGGUGCUUCUACAUCAAUCUUCCAAUUGGCGGCGCCGUUGCUGUUGUCUUGUUUUUCGUCAACAUCCCAGAACUUACGGUUGCCAGCAACCAUCUAUCAGUCCUCCGAAUCGUGCGAGAAAAGCUGGAUCUGAUUGGAUUCUUUAUUUUCGCUCCGGCCAUGAUUCAGCUCCUUCUGGCGCUUGAUUAUGGUGGAAACCAAUAUGCGUGGAAUAGUGCGACAGUCAUUGGCCUAUUUUGUGGCUCAGGUAUGAUGUUUCUCUUGUUUUUGGCAUGGGAGUACCGCACUGGUACAGAGGCUAUGUUCCCUCUCCAUAUGUCUGUUUUUGUUGUCUCUUUCUUUUUUUUCGCCGGGGGUAUGACUGCCUGUGCAACAUAUUAUCUUCCUCUUUACUUUCAAGUGGUGAAAGGAGCGUCCCCAAUGAUGAGUGGUGUUUAUAUGCUCCCCAACAUCAUCAGUCAGUUGAUUCUUGUCAUUUCCGCUGGUCUCCUAGUAGGAAAAGUCGGCUACUAUCUUCCGUUUAGCGUUACUAGCGGAGGGUUAUCAGCUAUUGGAAACGGGUUGAUAUCUCUCUUCUCAUCAUCGACUACAACAGGAACAUGGAUUGGAUACCAGAUCCUCAUCGGAGCUGCACGGGGCCUUGGCACUCAAGCGCCGAUUGUUGCAGUCCAAAAUAUCCUUCCGGGAGCCCAAAUUUCUGUUGCUCUGUCUCUGCUUUUUUUUAGCCAAACUCUGGGUCAGGCAAUUUUCCUCACCUUGGCCCAAGUCAUCUUCAUCAGCAGCUUGAAGUCUGGCCUUGCGAAAUAUGCUCCAUCUGUAGAUUCUGAAGCCGUGGUUGCUGUUGGGGCUACAGGAAUUCGCGAUGUGGUUUCAAAGGGUACGUUGAAAGGGGUGUUGAUGGCGUAUAGUCAGGGGAUAGAUCAUGUCUUCUAUCUGGCGGCUGGUAUAGCUGUCGGCAGUUUCUUUGUGGCAUGGGGGAUGGGAUGGAAAGAUAUAAGAAAGCGACAAGUCAUAUGA
This is a messenger RNA of Penicillium odoratum, 1107 nucleotides long. RefSeq lists its product as uncharacterized. The coding region runs from base 1 to 1107 and encodes 368 amino acids. The transcript has 6 exons. Gene Ontology annotation, molecular function: transmembrane transporter activity. Lineage: Eukaryota; Fungi; Ascomycota; Eurotiomycetes; Eurotiales; Aspergillaceae. The record is from RefSeq and is a predicted model, not a curated record. Gene Ontology annotation, biological process: transmembrane transport.